Messenger RNA from Odontomachus brunneus, 6111 nucleotides. Its product is annotated as putative sodium-coupled neutral amino acid transporter 11. Bases 878 to 2350 code for a protein of 490 amino acids. The transcript is spliced from 7 exons. Gene Ontology annotation, molecular function: amino acid transmembrane transporter activity. The record is from RefSeq and is a predicted model, not a curated record. NCBI's taxonomy places the organism in Eukaryota, Metazoa, Arthropoda, Insecta, Hymenoptera, Formicidae. Gene Ontology annotation, biological process: amino acid transmembrane transport.
CAUAAACAUGUAGAUUGCGCGUAUCAUAACGAUUCAAGUUAGAGGAGUGCGCGCGCUUACGCAUUUCUCAUACAACUGACGCAACGGAAUGCAGUACGCAGAACGCAUGGUGGAGAGGUAACGAGAUCGUCGGUUAGAAGGUAUAUGCGACCGCGGGAAUCAAUAAACUCCCGGUUGUACGCGCUUCGAGACUUUGAGCGAAGGCACGUGAAAUAGAAAGGAAAAUGGGACGCGCGACCGGUUGGUUGGUCGGAGAAGGAGAGAGGCAAAAGGGAGCAACAAGGGUAGGACGAGAUAAUGAAUGAGAAGAGGGAUGGAAGGUGAGAGAAGGGAUGGUGAGAAUAGGUCGCACGUACGUGGGUGUACAUUGACGGGAGAGAGAUAGGAGGAUGUGAGCGAGAAAAAGGACAUCAUCGUUGGUCGUCAUUUUAGUGACCCAUUGUAUCUGGUGCAUCGAGGGAAAGAAUAUGAGAAAUAGGGAUUGGAAAACGGCCGGGCCUCACGAUAGAGCAAGAUAUAGACAGGAGAAAUUGGUGAAAUUGAAAAUAUAUGCGCACGCGUGCCUGAGUGCCCGUUCAACAGAGGGAGAGAACGAGAAUGGGAGCAGCGAGUGAGUAGAGAGUCACAGAGGGGAAGGACGUAGUGUGAAAAGCCGAAGAGGAAGGGGCAGAAGAUAGGCCGGAACUUCAGACGUCCCACGGACCUGCCCGAGUCGCUCUCUUUCUCUCUCUCUUUCUCACUAUCUCUCUCUCUCUCGUUUCCUCCCUUUAAGUUCCGCACGUUUUUUUCGCACUUGUCAUUUCUCCCCGUUAGUUAGGCCAUCCUCUUACCGUGUGAGCUUCGUACAACUUGUGACCUUUGACAGUGAAGAUCCAGGAUGGCCCACGCCGCAUCUGACGAUGUCAACGAGAAGAGCUACAUCCUGGAGGCGGCGAAGAAGAAUUUUGAGGACGGUGGUAGUCUUGGUUCGGAGGAAUCUUAUGAUGACAUGAGACGACUAGUCGGGGAGGAGGAGGAGGAGGAGGAAUCCGGCAAAUUUAGCAGUCUACCGCUAGCAAGUUUCAAUUUCAUUAAUUCUAUCAUCGGUAGCGGUGUUAUUGGAAUACCGUAUGCUCUACACCAAGCCGGCUUCGGUCUCGGCAUCGGUCUACUAAUUUUGGUGGCAGGACUGACCGACUACUCGUUGAUUCUCAUGGUACGGAGCGGACAUAUUUGCGGCGAGAUGAGCUACCAGGGUCUGAUGCGAGCGAGUUUCGGUCGCGCCGGGUUCUAUAUUCUUACGGCGUUGCAGUUUAUCUACCCGUUUAUAGCUAUGGUCUCUUAUAAUGUCGUCGUCGGCGACACGGUGACAAAGGUCCUGAUAAGAGUAACGGGUAUGCACGAGACGAAUAUUUUGGCGCAUCGACAAGUUGUUAUCCUGUUGGCGACUAUCUGCAUCACCAUUCCACUUUGUCUCUAUAGAAACGUAGCGCGGUUAGCAAAAAUCUCGUUCCUCUCGUUGGUCUGCGUCGGAUUCAUCCUCCUCGCGAUCCUUAUUCGGAUGGACACCAUGUCUGCUGUAGUUCCUAGUCGGGCCGAUAGCUGGAGAUUUGCUAAUUUGCCGGGGGUCGUUCCAGCCGUCGGUAUAAUGGCGUUCGCGUUUAUGUGCCACCACAAUACCUUCUUGAUUUACGGUUCGAUCGAGAGAGCCACGCAACAAAAGUGGGAUGUGGUGACGCAUUGGUCCCUGUUCACAUCCUUCGUGAUCGCUGCAACUUUCGGAAUCGUCGGCUAUGCUACCUUCACGUCGUACGUUCAGGGUGAUCUCAUGGAGAAUUACUGCUGGAACGAUGACCUGAUGAACUUCGCUAGAGUCAUGUUCAGCGGUACCAUAUUGCUCACGUUUCCGAUCGAAUGUUUCGUCACACGUGAGGUAAUCAUGACGGCGAUCAAGGGCACGGAUGAGUUGGAAGAACAUGAAGCUUACAUACCUAACUCGGAUCGCAAGUACCUGAUAAUCACUUUAACGAUAGUGUCCGUGGCUUACCUGAUCUCGAUGUUAACGGAUUGCCUGGGCGUCGUCCUCGAGCUGAACGGUAUUCUCGCGGCCGUACCACUUGCCUACAUUUUACCUGGUCUGUGCUACCUCAAGCUCGAAGAAGGGCCCAUUUUGUCGUCCAAAAAGCUGCCGGCGCUUGGCUUGAUGACUGCCGGCAUUCUGGCCGCGAUUUCAGGUCUCCUAUUGAUUAUAAUUAACAGCAGUUCUACCGGCUCUUGUUUCCAUGGCAAGAUAAUGCCGUAUUGUGUCAGCAACACGACGACCACAACGCCCACCAAUCUCAUCUUUACCAGCACGGAGUCUGGAUUGUAAGUUUCCGUUGAUGGACGAGCUUGGUGUCUCCUUCAGCUAAUCGUAAGUCAGCCAAAUCUUAAAUGAAAGUAUAGCGUGAGUUAAAUCCGCGAUACAAAUACACAGGAAUUAAUUUAAAUCGAAAUUAAUUAAUUAAGAUCGAUGAAGCUAAGAUAGUCGACGAUAUCCGUUCAAAGAUAAAGAAUAAGCGAAAGUAGAAUAAUAGUACAUAUAUAACAAUACCGAUGAUAAAUCGGGGUUCUCUCGACAUUGACUAUUCUGACCCGACAUAUUUGACACAUGUAACUAUUUUAAAUGCGCACCGAAACAAGAUUUUAUACCCAGCUUACGAACACUGUUUCUAUUAAAAAAUCGCCCAAACGAGAUAGAAUUUUACUCUGGGAAAAGAUAUAUCGUUCAAACACGAAGGAAUCAUUAUGUCAUGGAAAGUGGCAUCGCGUGAAACUAUUCAAAAACCGGUUUUCAAGAGAAUAACGACUAUCUUACAUUGUAGUAUGUUUUGAAAAACGGGUUUUACGUUAUGAAGACAUCUUGUUGACAUUGACGAGAAUAGGUUUCAAUAGAAACAUUGAAAGCACAUUGUUACAUUUACCACUACAUUCAUUUUUUACGCGAGAGAAAUUACCAUAAAAAAAGUCCGUAGAAAAUUGUCUUUUUACGCAAGAUAUAAAUUUACAGAGAAAAAUGCUGGGAUUUAUGUUAACGAUCUGAGGAGUUAUAUUAAAAAGCGUAUCUUUCGGGUGCACGACAUUAUUGGAAAUUUGAACGCAAGUUUGCUGCAAUAGAGAAAACAGUGCAAUAUAGGAUUCGGCUUAUGUUAGCGAGAAAUCUGAAGAUUGGCAAUAGAUUUACGACCAUUUGUUCCGCCACUUAGUCGAGUGACCUAGAUCCUCCGAUGUUUAUCACGCGCAAAUUCACUAAUUUGCGUCUGCGAUGAACUUAGGGAUCGGUAUAUAUAUAUACAUAUAUAUACGUAUAAAUGAAAGUGGCUAAUUGAUUAUUCUGCGACGCACAUUAUUAGAGGAAUACGGAAUCUUAACGUACCAAUCUGAUUAUUGAACUUACGAUAUAAUUAUUACUAAAUAUGGAAUAGCGACACUGUAGGGCUCCUACAUCGGUUCUCGAGUGAAGUUGUGGGCGGAGUUAACAGGAGAGAACUUUCGUGGUUACAGAAUGCGCGAAUUUCAAAGAGUAGUUCUUGUGAUUAGAGAUAAUUGUGACUAGAUAAUUAACGUAUAUAGAAUGCGCGUGAGCUAAAAUCUCAUUAUAUUUUUAAAGAAAACGACAGACAAAUGGUUUAUAAACGAGGAUAUAUAAAUAUAUAUGUAUAUGUGUAUGUACACAUAACAUAACGCGUACAUAUACUUACACACACGUACACACAAUGUUUGUAUUUUCUCUUGAUAAAGGACUAAUAUAUUGAACGUUGAAAGAGAGAGAGUAAAAGAUACAUAUUUGUUAAAUAUUUGCGAGUGUUGAAUGGAAUUAUUGUUAAUGAAUUGACAUCGCGUUACGUGAUCCUCGCGAUUAGUAUUAUCUUACUUAAAUUUUCGAUGUGCAUUGUGUUCGAUCUCUUAAAGGAAUCAAGGGAAGGAAAAUAUUCAUUUUUUAUUACUUCUACAAAUCUGAGACUGUACUUGAGACUACUUCUUGCACAACGUAAACAAGCUUCGGGAGCUCAACGUAUUGUUUUGCAAUGAGGAAAAAAUCAAAAUGUACACAAUAGAUUAAAGCAGAGAAUAAGCAGAGAAUAAGCAGAGAGUGGGAGAAUAAUUGCAUAAAUAUCUUCCGUGCUGGUACAAUCAACACUCGGAUUGUGUGUUCUUCAGUAAAGUUCAGUUGAUUAAUAUUCUACGGAAGAUUUCAAAGUCAGGUAUCUUUUGGACUUAGAAGAAAAGAGCCAAAGAAUAAAGGAUCAAAAUAUCAUACAUAGCCACAGUGAAAACGACACAAUCACGAGGCGAAAGUAAAUUUCCGCUUCCUAAAUUACGCUUUACAUAAUUAACACUAAUCAAAGACCACAUAAAGAAAGUAUUUAUCGCGUAUGUUCACGUACCUAUAGUAUGUAAGAGAAAGAAUCAAAUAUGUUUACCUGUUAUACAUGCGUAUAUUUGAUGAAUAUAAUAGAGAAAAAAAGAUAAUGCCUAUUUAAGAUAAGAAGUUAUGAAGAGUCUAUAUAAAGUUGAGAUAUGUAUUGGAAAGCCUUUUGUCUCGAAAACGCGACGUCUAUCGCCUCGUAAACACACGACGCGAAUGAGACGCGAAUAAGACGCGAUAAGACAAAAGGACAAUAAUGUAUAUACUUAUAUUCAAUGAAAUAUAUGUAUAUACAUGAAUAUACUUGUACUUUUGAUGAAAACGAGACAAUGUUCACCUUCGACUUUCAAAUUAUAAUAUCUCCAAGCCAAGAAGAAUUCUCCACCUUCGACCACAAAAAAAACUAACUCUCUUCCUUUUUCCAAUCACUAAAAUAUUAAUUGACCAACGAUAAUAUAUGACAUCUUGAAGUGUUUAUCUUUUAAUUGUGAAAGUGUAAACAUCAGAAAAACAUUAAGUGAACGUACUCUUUUUCUUCUAAGAUACAGAUAUAUGCAACACAUACACUCAUGUCUGAUUUAGCGCGCGUACGCCAUUACGCACUACGUACACGCUUUCCCGUGUUUUCGUCGACAAUUGCCUUUGUAGAGGAGAAAUGUAUGUUUUAUCGAGCGGUGUGAGACAAGAAAUAUGUAUUUUGUCGAAGUUUAAACUUUAAGUUAAGUAACUGUUAUCGCGACGUACACGAGAGCGUAAGGGAAAUCCAUAUAUAUAUAUAUUUUCUUACAAGAAACUACUAUCAUACAUCGUCCUUGAUUAAAACUUACUUGAUUCAAGUUUCCUCUCUGGUUUCCUUUAAAUACUUGCUCAUAAUAGCGUAUAAAGGUUCGAUAAAUAUUACAUGGUUGUGAGUUCUAUGGUUGUUCUCGCCGUUACGCUAUAAUAAAAUAGCAUUAAGAUAAUCGUUAUUGAUUUAGGUAUCAAUGCAACGCGCGCACGUAAAUAUGACAAGAUACUAUACGAAAAGCUAUACAUUUUUAUAUGUUGUUCUCGUAACUAGAUACUUCAGAGAGAGAUUUCUGAUUUACCUUUCACUCUCGUGGGACACGAUGUGCUGUGUAAACGUACGAUCUACGAUGUCCGAACAAGAAGAUUGUGUAUAACUUCCCUGUGAUAUUGGUUUUAUGAAGUUCGUUCUUAUGAUAUCGUUUUAAUGGUUUAUCUACUUUUGUACAUUUGUUUCUACUUGUUUUCAUAAAUUUUUUAUCGCGCGGCUAAUUAGCAAAACUAUAACGACGCGACGAAUCUUUUACAUUAUUUGAAGCGCAUCAAAUUCGAUAAUUAUGUAUAUGUAAUUUUGCGAGGAGAAGGUUAAGCUGCAGUACGAGUCUGUUAAUCUGGUAAUAUAUUAGAAGCGUGCCAAAAACAAAUCGUGGCAAUUAGAAAGGAGGAUGCGUGUCCGGGGUGAAGUGUGUGCGUGCGGAGAUACGUAAUGUGUGUAUGUGUGUGCGCGUACGUACCUGCGUAAAAGCAAAAGCUAUGUAAGAGUCGUACUUUGUAAAUGGCGAUCUCGCGUUAUUGAAUUUUCGCGGGUCUUCCGACCAUAUUUAUUCUGUGAUAGUUACGCGUUUUACAAAGGGUGCGCGACUUUGCGACUUCACGUGAUGCACACGUAUACCCGUAAUGCUACGCUACACACAAAUAUAUGAUGUUAUAUAGGUUAA